AUGGGCAUUAAAAGAAACACUACUGGAAGAUCCGAUUCAAGAAGGUCGAGAACCUUUAAUUAUUUUUUCAAGGAUGCCAAGGGUGAGCCACAAAAUGUUUGUAAAACAUUUUUCCUUGGCACUUUAGGAUAUGCAGCUAGCAACGAUAAAGUUGUAAGAAAUGUUUUAUCAAAAGCACAAAGCACAUCACUGUCAGCAAAAGCCGAUGGACGUGGCAAACACAACUCAAAGAAAAUUGAUCGAAAGAUUAUAGUUGAGCAUAUCGAAUCAUUUGGUCCAACCAUUUCCCAUUACCGAAGGGAGCAUGCACCACAAACAAGAUACCUUCCAAGCGACAUAAGUAUCAAGUUGAUGUAUGAUGAUUUUAAGAAAAAACACCCAAACGUUGUAUUUUCGUAUUAUCUAUAUCGAGAAGUUGUAAGCAGUAUGAGUAUCAGCUUUGCCAAGUUAGGGCAUGAAGAAUGCUGGACGUGUGAAAAGAUGGAGCAACACGGAAAGAAUACUGGACACACGAAGAAUAAUUUGAACUUUGAAUGUGAGGAGUGUACACGAUGGAAUACACAUCAUAAUAAGUAUACAGAAUCUCGCAAACGAUACGAAAUUGAUUCAUCAUCGAUUCAAGACCGAAACAAAUUAAUAAUUACGGUAGAUUUACAAAAGGUGAUCAUGCUUCCGAGAUGCGAUACAUUUAAGGAAAUUCUCUUCACUCCGAGAAUCAUUGCAUUUAAUGAGAGUUUCGUGGUUGCUGGUAAAAAUAAAGUAAUUGCUCCCGUCGCAGUAGUUUGGCACGAGGCCAUUGCAGGACGGUCCAAAGAAGACAUUAUUAGUAGCUUUUAUGCGUACCUCUUGUCAAUCCGAGAUAUAGAACACCUUGUUAUAUGGCUGGACAAUUGUUCAGCCCAAAACAAAAAUUGGUGUCUGUAUUCUUUUCUUGUUUACAUUGUAAAUUCCGAUGAGGUACGCCUUCAAUCCCUGGAAUUGCGAUACUUUGAACCUGGUCAUACAUUCAUGGCGGCUGACUCGUUCCAUCACCGUGUUGAAGUUGCUCUUAAACGAAAGGGUAAAAUAUAUGACUUUUUAGACUACGUAGACGCUAUAAAGAGUGUGCCAGCAAAAGUUAUAGAAAUGAGUAUCGAAAAUUUUUAUCUCUGGAAAGAUAAUUGUUCACAAUUUAAACUUAACAAAAUUACCCCACGCCCAUACAUCUCUGAAAUGGUAGAAGUUAGUUUUGCGAGAGGAGACAGAACAAUAAGUUAUAAAACAGAUUUCAAUCAGCCUGCUGUGAAACUCAAUUUUUUAAAAGCGGCGUGCCAGAAAAGCGGAAUUAUUAAACCAGACUGCAAAACUGCUCCCAGAGGAAUUUCGAAGGACAGAAAAGACUUAAUCAUUAGUAAAUUAGGCAGCAUUAUGCCUACAAAUCGAUUAAAUUUUUGGAAAAAUAUACCCGUACAUCAAAUACCACCUACCGAUCUUGAUGAGGACUAG
Photinus pyralis (common eastern firefly) is the source of this 1485-nucleotide messenger RNA. RefSeq lists its product as uncharacterized. The coding region runs from base 1 to 1485 and encodes 494 amino acids. The transcript is spliced from 2 exons. The record is from RefSeq and is a predicted model, not a curated record. NCBI's taxonomy places the organism in Eukaryota, Metazoa, Arthropoda, Insecta, Coleoptera, Lampyridae.